Molecule: messenger RNA, 623 nt
Organism: Fundulus heteroclitus (mummichog)
Lineage: Eukaryota; Metazoa; Chordata; Actinopteri; Cyprinodontiformes; Fundulidae
Product: C-C motif chemokine 4 homolog
Exons: 4
Coding region: 77-382 (101 amino acids)
Biological process (GO): positive regulation of GTPase activity; lymphocyte chemotaxis; monocyte chemotaxis
Cellular component (GO): extracellular region
Molecular function (GO): chemokine activity; CCR chemokine receptor binding
Source: RefSeq, a predicted model, not a curated record
AACUUGCGCCCACCUGAGAGAGAACAGACGAGACCACUUUCAGAUCGGAGCAGCGUCUGCCGGCGUCUUUGAAACUAUGAUAUCAAUCAAGGUCACAGUGAUGGUGGCGACACUUGUUACUCUUUGCAUCCUGUCUACAGACACGCGCGCAGCGUACGUAAGUUGCUGUCGAAGAUACAUGGUUGGCAGGAUCCGGUUUCCAGAUAUCAAAGGCUUCUCAGUGCAGAAUAGCACAGAACUAUGUCCCAUCAGUGCUAUCAUUUUCCACACAACAAAAGGGAAAAGAUGUGCCGACCCUGCUCGAGAAUGGGUGAUGGACUACGUCAACCGAAUAGAAUAUAUGGCACUAAAAGUUCAUCAGAAGGCCCAAGAGAAGGAUUAGAGGUUCUGGAAGAAGAGGCUGCAGAGGACCCAAAGGCCAGCUACUCCAAACAGAAAAGGCUUUCCCGUUUAUAGCAUAGUGAAAACCUGCUUAAAACGCAACGCUGACAUCAUGAUGCUGUAAAACAAUGUAUAUACUGGCUCAGUUGUAAGAGCGCUGAAUGUAUUAUGUUCUUUAUAUUCCUGUACAUGUGUUUUUUGUACAUAUUUCACACAAAAUAAAGACGCGCUUCAGAAAAAAA